GGACAAAGUGGGACUUAGACGCACACGGCGAUAGUUCUUCACUCCGCCAUUUCUAGUCGGAAUUUCAUUUCAGAAUAAUUUCUCAAAUGGAAGGACAAAACAGCGAUCGCUCUGGUUCACCCGCAAAGAUUGCGGAUGAAGGCAUUGGAUCGGGAGAUACCGGGGAUCUCAAGUCAAAAAUUCAAGAAAAUAAGUUAACGAACGGUUCAAAUAAACCAGCCAAUGGCGUGGCUAAUCAUGUAGAGGGCUCAUCGUCACGUCGGGACAAGGAGAAUAACUCCAGUUCUAAACAUUCUUCAUCCUCCAGCUCAAAACAUAAAGAUGGUAGUUCUCAUAAACCUCGUGAUGGUCACAGUAGCAGUAGUAAAGAUGGCCACCGUUCCUCUAGCUCAAAACACAGUUCUUCAAGUUCCAAACACAGAGACAGCAGUAGUCAUUCCAAGGAUAAACACAGCUCUAGUGAUAAGCACAGCUCUAGCGAUAAACACAGCUCUAGCAAUAAACACAGCUCUAGUUCUUCAAGUCAUAAACACAGCUCAUCAAGUUCCAGCGACAAACACAAACAUAGUUCGUCUAGUGACAGACACAAGGACAGGUCGAAAGACGGCAGCAGUAAAAGCUCUGAUAAACAUAAAGACAAAUCCUCCUCAUCCUCAUCUAAAGACAAACAUCGUGACGAUAAACAUCGUAGCGAUAAGGAUAAAGACCGCCACAAGGAAAGCUCAAGUAAAGAUAAAUCGCGUUCAGAUAGCGACCGGGAGAAAAAUAAAAUAAAAGAAGAAAAGAAAGAUGGAACGCCCAUUAAGAUAAAGGAAGAAAGACGUGAUCAUUCACCCAUGAAAGUCAAAGAAGAGAAACGUGAUCAUUCACCCGUGAAGAUCAAAGAAGAAAAGCGUGAUAAAUCCCCCACUAAAUUAUCCUCUCCUAAAAUAGCAUCCCCCUUGUCCUCACCUAGAAUGACGUCCCCUAAAUCUGAUUCGGAGAGACCAAAAAAGGUGAAACGUGAAAUGUCUGAUGAUGAAGAUGAUGUACCACUGUCAUCCAGGGUGAAAACAGAAACACCAAAACGUAAACUAGAAGAAUCAAGUGAUGAUGAACCUCUGUCAGCCAGAAUGGAUAAAGUGAAGAAAGUUAAGAAAGAAGAUAAACCUAGUAAAAAAAGGAAAACUGAUGACGAUGAUUUUAAACCUGAUAAAGUUAAAAAAUCAAAAAAAGAUAAGAAAGCUAACAGGACAAACACCACCACCACCACGCAAUCUCCUAAAAAGAAAGCUAAAAAAGAAGUGGAAGAACAGGCCGUUUGGAAAUGGUGGGAAGAGGAGAAGAAAGAUGAUGGAGUUAAAUGGAAAACUUUACAACAUCAAGGUCCGGUUUUUGCCCCAGAUUACGAACCUCUUCCAUCGAGCGUCAAGUUUUAUUAUGAUGGUAAAGUGAUGAAAUUAACGCAAGACACAGAAGAAGUUGCAACGUUUUAUGGUAAAAUGUUAGAUCACGAUUAUACAUCAAAAGAAGUUUUUAAUACAAACUUCUUCCGAGACUGGAGAAAGGUUAUGACGAAAGAGGAACGAGAGAAGAUAACAGAUUUAAAAAAAUGUAAUUUUAAUGAAAUAAACGAUUAUUUUAAAGUGAAAACAGAAGAAAGAAAAGCAAUGACCAAAGAACAAAAAUUGGUGAGUUUAAAUUUAUAA
Messenger RNA from Patella vulgata (common limpet), 1688 nucleotides. RefSeq names its product DNA topoisomerase 1. Gene Ontology annotation, biological process: DNA topological change; chromosome segregation; DNA replication. The transcript is spliced from 7 exons. Gene Ontology annotation, molecular function: DNA topoisomerase type I (single strand cut, ATP-independent) activity; DNA binding. Gene Ontology annotation, cellular component: nucleolus; chromosome. Bases 87 to 1688 code for a protein of 533 amino acids. Lineage: Eukaryota; Metazoa; Mollusca; Gastropoda; Patellidae. The record is from RefSeq and is a predicted model, not a curated record.